CUCAAGCUCCCCCUCCACAGCCUGACAUCCAACGUCAGCUCCCCUCCCCACCACAUCACACAGCCAAAUCCUUAUACUCCCGCCCUGCAUAUCAAUUGAGAAGAUCUGACGAAAAUGCUGCCCUUCUGGACAAUCGGCUGCCUCUACGGCGCCUCCAGCGUCAUGCUCGGCGCAUUCGGUGCGCACGGCCUGAAGAAACGCAUCGCAGAUCCCCAGCGCAUAGCGAACUGGAGUACGGCGGCGCAGUACCAGCUCAUCCACUCCGCCGCCCUAACCUUCGCCUCGGUCGCCGCCCCCGGCAACACGCUCGCCAUGUCGCUCUUCACUGCCGGCAUGACCAUGUUCAGCGGGAGCUUGUACCUGCUCACGCUGGACCCGCAGCGGUGGAAGUUUAUGGGCCCCGUGACGCCGCUGGGUGGACUGUGUUUGAUUGGGGGAUGGGUGGCGUUGGCUGUUACGAAGAGGCCGGUGUGGCCGAGGGCGAGGUAGAGGGGGAUGGAGAGAGUGAGUGGCUGGCAGAGGAUUGUAUGUACGAUACACUAGGUGUGAGGACGCGGGUAGAAGGGAGUGUAUGAUAAUAUGCUUGGGGGAGAGCAGGGGAGGGAGGAUGUGU
Messenger RNA from Trematosphaeria pertusa, 613 nucleotides. RefSeq names its product DUF423-domain-containing protein. The transcript is spliced from 2 exons. The record is from RefSeq and is a predicted model, not a curated record. Lineage: Eukaryota; Fungi; Ascomycota; Dothideomycetes; Pleosporales; Trematosphaeriaceae. Bases 115 to 489 code for a protein of 124 amino acids.